Molecule: messenger RNA, 1695 nt
Organism: Drosophila grimshawi
Lineage: Eukaryota; Metazoa; Arthropoda; Insecta; Diptera; Drosophilidae
Gene: Pino
Product: protein pinocchio
Exons: 5
Coding region: 170-1018 (282 amino acids)
Source: RefSeq, a predicted model, not a curated record
UUUAGUCCGCUGGCAAAAUUGAGCAAAACAUUGAAUUUAAACGCUUUAAGUCAAUGCAGCUGUAGCAGUUUGUGAAUAAAAUAAAAUUUUUAAAGUGCAGAAAACUAUUUGCUGUUGUAGACAGAAAAUACUCUUCACUGGCCAACUGGUGAAACGUCUUCGAACUAAGAUGAAACAACGCGCUGCAGCAAAUAGCAACAACAACUCGUUUACCAGCGACAACAGCAAUAACAGCAGCAGCAAUAUUAACAAUAACACCAGCUUCGGGCAGCAACAGCAGCAGCAGCAAUUGCAGGCAUCGACAACAGCUCAGAAACAGCAAAAACAGCUGUCAAAAUCAUCGCAAAUUGUAACGGAGUGGGAUGACGGCAUUAUCUUUGAUGUGGAUGAUCCGGACUUUUGCUCCGGACCCCCGGCAGUCAUUAUUGACAAGUUGACAACAGCCACAAAUAGCUGCGCUGCUGCGUUAAGGAAUUUAAAUUUUAUUGUACCAACAACAACAGCAACAAUGUCGAGUGCCAGCGUACAUGCCCCCCAAAUUGCCGACAUUUGCAGUCCAUUGGCUCAUCACAACUUGGGUCUGUCUGCCUCGUUGCCCGAUUUGGUAGGCAGUCCGUUGGAGAUCAGCAUGGACAGUGUGCUGACCAUUGAGGAGUUGCGUCAGCAUCUGGGCUCCUGCUUCACGUGCGGCGUCUCCUGGACCGAUGAUCAUGUCUCACUCGACUGCAGCGAAUGCGGUGGCUAUAGCCUCGAUCGUCCCUGCCCCCUCUGCGAUGGACAGUGUGCAGUGCAAUGGAAACGUGACUUUGCUAUGUCGCAUGCAUGUGGCAAGGCACGCUGGUUAGGUGUUUGCCUCAGUUUUCCGGAGGCAAUGGCAAUGCAGCAAAUGCCCGUAGCAGCCACAGCUUCGGCAACAUCCUGUGCCGCUGCCGCGGCGAAUCAGUUGCGUCUCGCACAGGAACUGUGCUCGCGUCUGGAGCAGCUGUCGACGUCGACUAAUAAAAUUACGCGCAUCUAAAGAAAAAGGCGAUCUCUCGCCUUGCAGCGUUUAUAUACAGUACAGUGUUCCUUUUCAAACAACUGAAGUUUUGGCGCCACCUAAAACACACACAAAAGUAUCAUCAACAUCAUCAGCCAUGAGCCAACAAACAACAAGUCCACCACAUUUUAUUUUUAAUGCUGCAUUAGCUGCUCACUCAAACGCAGAGAGGAGGCGAGAAAGAAAGAGGGAGAGAGAGUGGGAGCGAGUGGGGAAUCUCUCACUUCAUAUUUAAAUUUUAGUGCUUAAUUAACUAAGGUUUUUUUUUUAUAAGUUCUUAGCGUUUUUAUUUCUUUUCUUAUACGCAAAAAAAUGUUAAUGUUGUUGUGUAUGCGUUGAGUUUUCAUAGCUUGUGUUGAAUUAGCGUUAAGCAGUUAAUUAAUUAUUUGUUUACACUGUAAUUAUGGCACCACACACACACAUACACGCACACGCACAUGGAUACACACUCAUACACAAACACACAGACACGCGCAUACAUCAAAAAGAAGAGACUACAUUUAGCUUGAGCUCAAAUCGAGCUCUGCAGUGAUAACGGUGAUAUUAGCCAGAAAAUGAAAAAAACACGAAAAAUGUUUUGUAAUCAAAUAGUGAAUUUAAUAUUUGUAGCUAAAGAGAGAGUCCAACGAUCUAAAAAUAUAAUUGUUAACAUUUUA